AUGACUCCCGUCAACAUUUUUCAAUUCUCUAUCAAAGACCAGAAGCACAGUUUCGAGCUCGAGAUCCCCCCCAGUGCGCAUGGUCACGUCCUCCACAUUUCUAUCGAUGGCACGACAAACAAGGGCACUGUCACGGUCUCGAAUAACACCGCCGUCCCUUAUGCCGAUCCUGAGCGACCACAUCCUGGUAACACCUCGCAUUGUCACGGCGAAACGGCGCUAGAUGAAUCGGUAAAAAAUUGGCGACCCUUCGGUGGUCAACAACCCACUGGCACUUCUAGCCGUGUCCCGGCAACUUACCAUACUAGUCGUAGCGUGUUCUUGCCGGGAAAGCGGGAUACCAAGGCCACAGAUCAGGAGCGCCCGUCUGGCGAGGACACCACUCGAUCUCCCCGACGUUAUCAUGGCAUUACAGUUUACCCGCCUACAAGCACCCUACCCAAGCAAUUCGCUUCCCCUUCUCGUCCUCGGGAUAACACUACUCUCAAGCCCGAUGGCUCCAACCGAUUUCACUCUUGCGGUCGGGAUGACCCUGAUUACGAUGCUGAGGAUAGCAUGCCGACAUGGGCUGAGUUGCGUGAGGUUUACCAUGGUUCGAAGGAGCAGAAGUGCACUAUCGUAGAUAAUGAUGAACCAGAUGGUUAUCCUGCCGACGACAUCAACGACGACCCUAACCAUCCCAGCAACCUUCCUGUUCCAUUUCAUCGACUUCCUCCCAGAGCAGCCGUAGACGGUGAUCUCCACCCUGAGAUGUUUGCCGUUCCCCUCGAAUUCCGUCAUAAGUACAACGCCCCGGCUGCGCGCAAUGGUGCCGGCAAGCAAUGGUGGGUGGUUGCCAAAGGGUACGAGAUUGGUGUUUUCUGCGACAAGUGGGUGUACAUUCAGGCGUUAACCUCAUCCAUCGGGUUUCAGAAGAAAGCCCAAUCGUGGAAGCAGGCCAUAGCGUUCUAUAAUGAAUACGAACGAUCAUCGAAAACGCAAAGGCUCAUUAAAUAA
Pleurotus ostreatus (oyster mushroom) is the source of this 996-nucleotide messenger RNA. RefSeq lists its product as uncharacterized. NCBI's taxonomy places the organism in Eukaryota, Fungi, Basidiomycota, Agaricomycetes, Agaricales, Pleurotaceae. The record is from RefSeq and is a predicted model, not a curated record. The coding region runs from base 1 to 996 and encodes 331 amino acids. The transcript is spliced from 2 exons.